Messenger RNA from Sphaeroforma arctica JP610, 636 nucleotides. RefSeq lists its product as hypothetical. Lineage: Eukaryota; Ichthyosporea; Ichthyophonida. Gene Ontology annotation, molecular function: oxidative RNA demethylase activity; broad specificity oxidative DNA demethylase activity. The coding region runs from base 1 to 636 and encodes 211 amino acids. The record is from RefSeq and is a predicted model, not a curated record. The transcript is spliced from 4 exons. Gene Ontology annotation, biological process: RNA repair; regulation of multicellular organism growth; DNA alkylation repair.
AUGACGUAUCACUAUCAGCGACUGCGUAUAUUCGCACUACCGUGGGAUGACGAUGGCACAGGUGUUUACCAAGCUGACACGGCAAAGUGCGAAAGUGGACGUCCGGUGUCAAAUCUGCUGGCGUUGAAACAGCUCAAUUCCACGCUGACUACGAAUGCCACAGAACUACUAUUGCAAUACCAUAAGGAGGGUGGGGAUAAACACAACCAACAGAUCGCUCAGAAAGGAGUGGUGCCCAGAGGUUCUUGCAAGUACAGUGUGUCUCUCAUCAACUACAUGUUCUGCGAGAAGGAUAGUAAGGUACCUUUGAAGAACGAGGCAGUGUAUGGAAUGGGCCCUACGUCUGUAUCGUGGCACGCAGACAGUUCACUGCAGAACUACAGCACCAUCGCAGUAUAUCAGAUCACAGGCAAUGGACCUAUAGCUGGCAGCCAGAAUCAGACCAAGCGAUCAAGCAAGACGUCUGAUACCACAAAAGGCUCAGAAGACGACUGGAGUGUAGCGAUGCGUGUGGUUGCCGACGAUGUUACCCCCGCCGUGGCCUGUCGAUUAAAGAGUGGAGAGACAUACUACAUGAUGGAUGACUUCAAUCACCACCACCACCAUGCGGGUAUGCAGCAUUCAAAUGGAACAUAA